Scophthalmus maximus (turbot) is the source of this 4389-nucleotide messenger RNA. RefSeq names its product ubiquitin interaction motif containing 1 (gene uimc1). Gene Ontology annotation, molecular function: histone binding; K63-linked polyubiquitin modification-dependent protein binding. The coding region runs from base 207 to 3119 and encodes 970 amino acids. The record is from RefSeq and is a predicted model, not a curated record. The transcript has 23 exons. Gene Ontology annotation, biological process: double-strand break repair; positive regulation of DNA repair. NCBI's taxonomy places the organism in Eukaryota, Metazoa, Chordata, Actinopteri, Pleuronectiformes, Scophthalmidae. Gene Ontology annotation, cellular component: BRCA1-A complex.
GUGAAGGCAACGCGAGAGCCGCGCAGUGCAGUGACGCAGCAGUCACGUGAUGACGUGCACAGAAACAAACAUGGCGCCGCGAAAUUCAUCACAACUCUGCUAGGUUGGUUCGUGGUUGUGGGUCCACGCUCGAGCUGCCGGGCAGAUGAGAGGAAGAGGAGGACACGUCAUCUUCAUCAUCAGCAGUCACUCGGGAGCCGAGCAGAAUGUCUCUGAGGAAACAAGCGGUCCAGGACGCCAGUUUCGUUCCGUCUGAAACUGAAAGCAUCGACGAAAACACGCAGGAGCUCGAGGUCGUCGUCGACGAUGACGAUGACGAUGACGGAGACGCGAAGGACGAACUCUCGUCAGCACUUCUAUCGCCGUCGACGGCGACUCGACACAAACGCAGGAGAGAGCGGGAAAACAAACCCAAAUCCAAAGAGAUGACUGAGGAGGAGAUGAUGGACCUCGCUCUACGUAUGAGCGAACAGGAAGCCAGCGACGACGCCUUCAGGCUGCAGCAGGAAGAGGCGGCCGUGAUGAAAGCCAUCGAAGAGAGCAUGGUCGCCCAGAGUCAGAGUCUGCUUGCUGACGGCGACAGCGAACCACAGCUCAGGCUCUGCUCUCGACCCAAACUCUCGAGGGGGAAGAGGACGUCGGCCCUCGAGCGGAUGUCACCUGACACGGACCAGACCCGAGAAACAAAAGGAGCUGGAGAUGAAAAUAAUAAUAAUAACCGGAAUAAGAAGCGGAAGAGGAAAGAAGCAGGAAGUCCUGAGGUUUCUCUCUGCAGCUCCGAGCCUCAGGACUCACCUCAGAGCUCUGACUCGACGCAGAUCGACGACUGUCCUCUCCGUACGUCGCCCGUCUUCCCGUCAUCGGCCUGCAGAGCAGCGGUCCACAUCCCGCGGCUGGGCCGGGACCUGCUGGACGACUGCAGAACAUCGGGCUUCGUGUUGUGCUCUCAGGACACAUUUACAUCCACUCUGCCCGCUCAGCCUGAGAGCCCAACGUUUCCCAGAAGCCCCGGUGUCCUCGCUUCGUGCACCAAGAGUCCCGUCUUCUCGGAGACGGAGCAGGGAGACAGCGGGGCGAUGCAUCUGAGUCCCGAGUAUCUGAAAAGUCCCGUGUUCGGCAGGAAUACUCAGCGUGAGGAGUCUCAACACGACCCGCUCAUCAGCGUCUGUACUUCCAACAGCGAACACUCAGGGAUCGUGUUCUCGUCUCAGGAUAGUUCCUCCUCCUCAGUGAGGACCGCGUCCUGUCGGCCUCACAGCCCCGUGUUCCCCAGAAGCCCCGGCCUUCCUGUGAAACCCCGUUCCCCUGAGAGAUCAUCGAUCUGCCCGGUGCCGGACCGAGGACAGAAGGAGACGUCUGAGGCUCCUUCGGCUUCAGAGGUCAAAGGUCCAAACGGGGACGUGACGCUGUCGAUCAUCUGCGGUCCGUCUCAGAGGACGAGGCAGGCGAGGAGGUUUCGAGUAAAAAGCGUCGACGCUCCUGAUGACCGGUCGAACGCCGUCGCCGCAUCCCCUCACUCAGACGAUUCGCUGCAGCUGAUCGAAUCGCCCGAGGAGCCAAACGCAGCGGCGACGGAGCCGAGCGUCGACAUGACGCUGCUCUGGUCCGACGAGGACGAGGAUGAUGUCACGCCGGCGGGUUCUCCCAGCCCGGUCUUCCCAGAAGAGAGACCCGUUGGCGGGGCCGCCGAAGUUCCCGCCGGUGCCGCCGCCAUGAACCACGUGACCGCAGCUUCUCCCGGGACAGACAAGUCGGAGAGCAGCUCCGCCUGCCGACAGCAGCGUCCCACCACGGAGCUGCAGCCAACUAGCAGCAGCAGCCAGGGGGCGUCGCCUACCCCGACGGUUCACUACUACUGGGGGGUUCCCUUCUGUCCGCGAGGCCUUGACCCAGACUCCUACACUCAGGUUAUCCUGGCUCAGAUGAACGUGUACGACCAGAGUCUGAAACUCGCUCAGAGGCGUCUGCUGAGAAAAGCUCCGUGGGGCGACGCCAUCCUGCCGCGAGUCGAGAAAUCCCCAUCACCUGAUUCGCCGGCUGAGUCGCCUCAUCGUCCCGCCCCUCGCAGACGAGGCCUCAGACUGAGAGACAGGAACCAGUGUGAGACUCGUCCAGAGGAGGAAGAGGAGCAGCAGGAUGGAGAGGAAGAGGAGGGAGAGAAAGAGAAGAGCGAGGGAGUAAGAGGAGGAGGAGGAGGUGGUGAAGAACCACAGACGGAUACUGACGAGUGUGAAGUUUGUCCAGAAACUCAACUGAGUAACCAUGACGACGACGACGACAGCACUCAAGACCUGACAACGGACGCCGACGCUGGAGCGGUGCUCCGACCUGAGAGUCCAGAUCUUCCUGAGGUGGAGACGAUUCCUCCGGACGUGGCCCAGCCGCCGUCACAGGAGGACGGGGACGAGAUGGAGGUGGACGCAGUCUGCGGAACGUCGGAGGGGAAACCUCAGGAGGCGACGGAGGAGGAGCGGCCGGAUCCAGUGGAGGAGGUGAAAAGGGGCCGAAUGUCGACGUCUCCGGAGGCAGAAAAACAAACGGCUGCCAUCGUCCCUCCGAUUCCUGAGGCCGUCGUGGUCGACUGUCCCAUCUGCCAGGGCUCGUUCCCGGCGGCGAGGAUCGAGUGGCAUGCGGCGUACUGCGACGGGGAGGUGGCCGUCGUGGGUGAGAGGCAUCCGGCAGUGUCGUUGAAGCCUUGCAGGAAGAGACCGCGUCAAGCCCAGGAGAUGAGCGACUCGUCCGACAGGAACCCAGAGAAGUGUUACAUCUGUCAGAAGAACGUUCCUCUGAGGGAUUACAGCCGACACACGGAGCUCUGCCUCCGACAGCGGCGGCCGGACACGUCUGACUCAAGAGGAAAUCUGCUCUCGGCUCUGGAGCAAACUGAAAACAGAAGUUCAGAAGCCGGACCGUCGGGGUCCAGACUCCAGCCGAGAGAGGUCAUCGACCUGCGGGAUGAUGAUGAUGAAGACGAGGAGGGGGCGGGGGGCAGCACUCCAGCCGUCAGGAUCAGCAACUCUCCCAUCAGAUCCUUCACUCCCAUCUCAGAAGCCGCCGGCUGCCUCAUUGACUUCAGGAGACAACCGCGAGUCAAGAAGAUGAGUCGAAGACGGAGAUGAAGAGGAUCGUGAGGAAUCUGUGUCACUGACUGAAAACCUACAGAUUCAUGAUGCCGGACGACUGAACGUUUUCCUCCCAACAUCAAACGUUGGAUAUUUAUGCAGGUGAAAUCUUGAAUGUGUAAAAUCUUUAAAUCUGUUUUCACCCGAUCUCGACUCUUUUCUGUUCCACUACUCGGCUCCGACGUCCAGCGGAGCGACCCGGUUCACAACAACAUCACAACAACAUCACGAUAACGCCCCGCGACCAAAAAGACUCAUUUAUAUAGACAGAAAGAAAGCCUCCGUUUUGAAACACUAAGAAAAACAGUUCUCGUGGUUUUGUUUUUUCUUUUCAUGUGAAACAGGAAUAAAAAGUGACUGUCCUCGAAAAACUCAGAAUUUCCCCUUUUAAAGGUCAGAAACGUUCCAGAGCAGCAGAAAGUGAAAGUGAACCUGAACGCAUCACAGACACGAACAAGUGGAUCAGAAAUGUUCCUGUUCUGAUCUGGAACCAGAUUCAAAAAUCAUCUUCAGACAGAAAUACAGAAGCAACAUGUCGGAAAACAUUUAGACAUUUUUUUCUCCCCAUCUUCUGUCUUUGGAAACUGUUUCUGCACUUUAGAUGAAGUUUGACUGAACCACGACGACGUCCGGACGACGCUGCUCCGUCGCCUUUUUCAGGGCAAAAUAUGUAUAAUAUUUUUCACAGCUGAAAAAUGAAACUUUAAUACUUGUUGAGAAUCUUUUCUCCUCAAACGAUCCAGCGUCGCUUCAGUUCAACCGUCGAACUGAGGUUUGAGUUUCCUGUUUGUUUUGUAAGAAUCUGUCACAAUGUGAGAGUUUCACAAACCGGGUCGAAGAGUCGGGGAAGAAAACUGUGACAGAAUAAUACAAUUAAUAUGGAUCAUAACAUGAAAUAUGAAGAUUUACUGUAUAUUUUCCUCGAACCUGCACUUUGUCAGCAGAUGAAGUUUAUAGCCUGAUCAUCAGCUGAUAAGGAUCAUGUGAUCUGAUCAAAAGUCCAGAAUAUUUUCUCACCUGUGUUUAGAUUUUAUUUCUGUCUUGGUUUUUUUAUGAGAAUAAAUAAUGUCAAUGUUUUCUUUUAAUUUAUGACAGUAAAAAAAAUGUGUUAUUACAAAAAAACUUGACUUUAGUUUCUUUAAUAGAAACAAAAACAACAAGUGUCAAAAAACAAAAAAGACAAAAUUAAUUUUGUUAAAACUAAAAUGACUUUAUGGAUUUUGUUUUUAAACGGAUGAUCCCCAGAAUAAACUAAGAAUUUGAGGGA